Messenger RNA from Plasmodium coatneyi, 3447 nucleotides. RefSeq lists its product as uncharacterized. Bases 1 to 3447 code for a protein of 1148 amino acids. The transcript has a single exon. NCBI's taxonomy places the organism in Eukaryota, Apicomplexa, Aconoidasida, Haemosporida, Plasmodiidae. The record is from RefSeq and is a predicted model, not a curated record.
AUGAGGGCACAAAGUGAGACGACGAAAUCAUCACCCCCUCUUAGGAGAAUCCCCAAGAAUAGAGGAACUGUUGUGCGAAAUGUCAGCGAAAUAAAUCCAAUGUCGCAACAGGAGCUAAAAAAUGUCAUACAUGUGUACUCGGAAGCGAAUAAAGCUUAUUACCUAAAUUGUGUAAAGAAUGAAAGAAACCCCAAGAAGAAGAAAAAAAAAAACGUUUCCAAAAAGACGGAAAGUGAAGAAUUUGAUACACACACCCUCAACCCCUUGAACUACCGAAAUGAAAAAUUUGAAGAGAAUGGGGCUCUUCUACAUUUGCCAGGAUGCAAUGUUACUCCGAAUUAUAUGUCCCAAAAUCCAAGUGCAGACUAUGGAGUGUCGUCCCUGGCAUAUGGAACACUUCACAAAUCGAGUCCGUUAUCAUGGGGAUGCGAUUACCAGAAGCAUUACGAACUUCCAACUAUUUGUUCAAUUGUAAAGUCGAAGCAUCCCAUUUAUUCGAGACCUCAAAAUGCCAAAACGGGACGAAAGAACAGCAACAUUAGUCUUAAAAAUAAAAGUAAGAAGAAAAAUGGCAUCAAACAGUUUGGAGGAAGUUGUCAAAAUGAUAAGUCCUUCACGGUUAAGAAGGUACCCACGUUUGGAAACGGCAAAGAAGACGAGAUUGAAAACUUCCACCAUGAUAAGCAUAAAAGUAGAGAAUAUGGAUUUGAGAAAAACACCGUCGUAGAUACUACUAUGAAGGAUAGGAGCUGUUCCGACAAAUUAAAAGAUAUUUCAGACGGCACUCGUAAUUAUCACGGUUCUUCUAACGACUCGGAGGGAAGUAGCGUAAAGAAUUCUAACUUAGCAGCAUUAAAGAAUGUGCUCGAAGCACGCGAACCUAACUCUAAUUUUACCCUCAAAAGGGAGGACUACAACGAGGAGAGAAAGAACGAUGAACCCAUUAUUCACCACAAGAAGAGAAGCAGGAAUCAACAUAACGAUUUAAAUUUUGUAAACCCUAGAAGAAUAAACGAGAUGGAAAACAUACCCUCAAGUAAUUCUGUAGACAUCAUUUUAUCAAACUCGACCAUAUUGGAAAUGAGAACUUCAGACACAGACUCAAAGGGUGCUUCCUGCUCGAGUGGAAAACACAGCGGAGAUUCUUCUGACUGUUUGAACGAUUCAAACAUCUGUACAGAUAAGAAUGUCAAAUCAGAUUACAAUGAUUCGCAGGAUUAUUCAACCCCGCAUAUGGGAAUGAGACGGGUGGGCAACUACAAAGAGAGGGAAAAACGGAAACAUAAACGGGCAGGCCAUUCAAGCAGUAAAGGUCUCAAACGUAAUGGAAAAUCAACUAAGGAUAACCAGUUAUCGCCAUGUAAAGGAAACUAUUAUGACCCUUAUUCGAAUGUUGCAGAAAGAAACAAAAAACAGGGAAAGGUGUUAAUCAAUUGUAAGGUGCCUCACCCUGGGGAAAAGCACAACCCGAACGGUUCCGCAGAUAUAAUGUGGGAAAACAAGAACAAGAAAAAAUCGAAGCAAAGUGGGAAACAUAAAAAUAACGACUCUUCAAAGAAUCGUUUGGACCAAGAAUCAAAUUCGUUUGAUGAAAAUUGCUCCAGUAGGGGAAAAAAAAAAGGAAAGACAAGGGGAUUGAGACAUGGCAAACAUAUGAGGAAGAACAGCCUACAGAGUAGCAGCCGUGUAAAGAACAAAAAGUCUCUAAGCAUGAGAACAAUCCACGCGUUAGGAUGUCAAAAUGGUGCGUGUGCAGGUAUUCACAACAGUGUUGCAUCUAAGCCAACUAUUAAAGAAACCUCGAAGGUGGAACGAUGCAGUUGCGUCGAUGGGAAGAACACACCUAAUGAGAAACUUUGUGCAAGAAACGAGACUACCAACCUGAUAUCUGGAAGCAUUCCCCAAGGGGAAACUCUAACAAAUGGCGUGAAGGAAGCACAUGCUCAGGGAGGACAUGUUUAUGCGUAUGCCCUUCGAGCUGAUACAAUGCCAAGGACACCAUUAGUCACUUAUAACAUGUGCGAGACUGUACCACAGGGAGGAAUGAAAAAUUUAUCUCAAAAUGUUUUUACUGAAGUGCGACCCGAGAUAGCUAAUGUUAAUUUGUGCGUACCGGAACAUACCGCAAAGAGGUAUCAGUCGGCAUCCGUUGUGCCAAACUUUUCUGCUCAUUCAGUUCCACAGGGGAAUACGUCAAUGGUGCAGAGCCAUUUCGCUCGCGCGCAUCCGCAGGUGAUUCACGUGCCCCUAGAGCUGUCUCAAGGGAGAUUGCAAGUACAAGGAGUAGCAUCACAGGUGCAAGGCGUAGCAGCUCAGACGCAGGUGCCAAUUUUGCAAACGCAUGGACCCAUUACGGCGACGCUAGCACCCUACGGACAAGCCGAAUUUGCACUGAAACGUGACUCCCUUCCGCAGGGACACACUCCACAGAGUCAGGCGCAGAUACAGCAAUUGCCAUUUAUAGAAAGACCGAUUGUUCUUGAACAAAUUCCGCAAACGGGUGUAAUUUCAAGUGGAGGACUCACAACCACUGACAAGUUUUGCAACCUCACGGAGUUAACAAACCAGUUAGUAUCCGUUAAUGGGGAGAACGGUAAAUCGUACACUACUGCUAAUGGGUUUUCCAAACCGUUUGAUCAGAACUGCAAUAGGUCCCACAGUAUAAUAGGAAACAACUCAGGCGAUUUGUCAAAGAAACUGUGCGCAGAAGGCGUUUUCACAAAUGCGCUAAUAAAGGGAAGUGGCAAUAUGGACGGAAGAUGCACCAUUAAUAGUAGUUCAAACAAAUGUAUAGAUCAAUUUAAAGGCUCCGAUGGCAAGGUGACAUUUUCACAGGGAGAAAGUGGAAUGUCCUCAUGGGUAAAAGCGUAUGUAGACACACAAACUACAAGCCUGAAAGGUGAAGAGGCAAAUUUGGGCUACCUAAAUGUAUACACAAAUAAGGUAAAUGAAAAGGCAAACACUAAUGUUAGUAGCUCGAUGGGAAUUCUUCAAUGUCUUUCAAAUAUAGAAUCAUCCCCCAAUGAUGUGUACCACCAACCUCAUACUUCUCAAAAUGUGGCAAAUAAGAAAAGUGUCAAUCCGCAGGAUAUGUCUCAGUUAAUUAAGACUUCAAAUGAGAAAUUGAUAAACUUGCAAAAGAAACAAUUGUUAGACAUAUUACAAGAAAAGGGAGAUGAUGGAUUGGCGAAGACCAUUCACACAGGGGACAGUAGCCACCACACCAACGGAAACUUAAAUGUUCAAUCCGUUAAUCAGGUGGGUGGAGAGAAAUAUCAGAACAUGUCAGGUAGUACGGUACAGUACUUCUACGCAAAUCCCGCAGAAGCUCCGCAAAACACUGCAGGUGAAACAGAAGGGGUAAUUUUUUCCUCUAUGCCCCAAGAAAUAAGGAGCAACAACCAGCCGGCGCAAAAUACCCCCCAACUAUCGGGUCAUUUAAACUGA